This is a messenger RNA of Hipposideros armiger (great roundleaf bat), 3545 nucleotides long. It is a transcript of the gene MPP7, whose product is annotated as MAGUK p55 scaffold protein 7. Gene Ontology annotation, molecular function: protein binding. The record is from RefSeq and is a predicted model, not a curated record. The coding region runs from base 296 to 1975 and encodes 559 amino acids. The transcript has 17 exons. Lineage: Eukaryota; Metazoa; Chordata; Mammalia; Chiroptera; Hipposideridae.
GUCGGUUACUCGCAGGGCUGGAGGUGGGGGCUUGGCUCCUACUGGGCUCGUGCGUUCUGCGUCCGCUGGCUCCUGAUUGUCCUUUGCGGCUGCCGCUGUCGCCGUCUCCUUGCCUCCGAGCCAGGGGCUGCAGGGGCCAGAGUGAGCGUGCCUCCCGCGGGGCACCGCACCCCAGAGCAGAAACGGCCUGCGCGAUAUAUAGUUCUCCGUAGACAGCGUGGCUGCAGGCCGUGGAGCUGGAAUUCCCUGUGGCUUUCUGAGCAGAGAGAGUGGAGUGCGGAGUCCAGCCUGCAUCAUGCCAGCUUUGUCAACAGGACCUGGUAGUGACACAGGUCUGUAUGAGCUGCUGGCUGCUCUGCCAGCCCAGCUGCAGCCACAUGUGGAUAGCCAGGAAGACCUGACCUUCCUCUGGGAUAUGUUUGGUGAAAAAAGCCUGCAUUCACUGGUAAAGAUUCAUGAAAAACUACACUAUUAUGAAAAGCAGAACCCGGUGCCCAUCCUCCAUGGCGCGGCAGCCUUGGCUGAUGAUCUGGCUGAAGAGCUUCAGAACAAGCCAUUAAACAGUGAGAUCAGAGAGCUGUUGAAACUACUGUCAAAACCCAAUGUGAAGGCUUUGCUCUCAGUACACGAUACUGUGGCUCAGAAGAAUUAUGAUCCUGUAUUGCCCCCUAUGCCUGAUGAUAUUGACGAUGAGGAAGACUCAGUAAAGAUCAUCCGUCUGGUCAAAAAUAGAGAACCACUGGGAGCCACCAUUAAGAAAGAUGAGCAGACUGGGGCAAUCAUUGUGGCUAGAAUUAUGAGAGGAGGGGCUGCAGACAGAAGUGAAACCCCUAAACUCAAAAGUUAUGCAAAACUCAUUGCUCAGUCUCAGGGAGCAAUUACCUUUAAGAUCAUACCCAGCAUCAAAGAGGAGACACCAUCUAAAGAAGGCAAGAUAUUUAUCAAAGCCCUCUUUGACUAUGACCCUAAUGAGGAUAAAGCAAUUCCAUGUAGAGAAGCUGGGCUUUCUUUCCAAAAGGGAGAUAUUCUUCAGAUUAUGAGCCAAGAUGAUGCAACAUGGUGGCAAGCGAAGCAUGAAGGUGAUUCCAAUCCCAGAGCGGGCUUGAUUCCUUCAAAACACUUCCAGGAAAGGAGAUUGGCUCUGAGACGACCAGAAAUAAUAGUUCAGCCCCUGAAAGUUUCCAACAGGAAAUCAUCUGGUUUUAGAAGAAGUUUCCGUCUUAGUAGAAAAGAUAAGAAAACAAAUAAAUCCAUGUACGAAUGCAAGAAGAGUGAUCAGUAUGAUACAGCUGAUGUACCCACAUACGAGGAAGUGACACCCUAUCGGCGACAAAGUAACGAGAAAUAUAGACUUGUUGUGUUGGUUGGUCCUGUAGGAGUAGGUUUGAAUGAACUGAAACGGAAGCUGCUGAUCAGUGACACACAACACUAUGGUGUGACAGUGCCCCAUACUACCAGAGCAAGAAGAAGCCAGGAGAGUGAUGGUGUUGAAUAUAUUUUCAUUUCCAAACAUUUGUUUGAGACAGAUGUACAAAAUAACAAGUUUAUUGAAUAUGGUGAAUAUAAAAACAACUACUACGGCACAAGUAUAGACUCAGUUCGGUCUGUCCUAGCUAAAAACAAAGUUUGCUUGUUGGAUGUUCAGCCUCAUACAGUGAAGCAUUUAAGGACACUUGAAUUUAAGCCCUAUGUGAUAUUUAUAAAGCCUCCAUCAAUAGAGCGUUUGAGGGAAACAAGAAAAAAUGCAAAGAUUAUUUCAAGCAGAGAUGACCAAGGUGCUGCAAAGCCCUUUACAGAAGAAGACUUUCAAGAAAUGAUUAAAUCAGCACAGGUAAUGGAAAGCCAGUACGGUCAUCUCUUUGACAAAAUUAUAGUAAAUGAUGAUCUCACCGUGGCAUUCAAAGAGCUAAAAGCAACUUUUGACAAACUAGAGACAGAGACUCACUGGGUCCCUGUGAGCUGGUUGCAUUCAUAACUAAGGGGAAUUUCCAUAAUCAUCUUUUUUGAUAGAGGGUAUGAUUAAAUCAGUUACCAUUUUGGUGGUAGGGUUUUUAAAAUCUAUAUCACUGUCGUAGAUGUGCAAUCUUGGUUACAAUUGAGUGUUGGUUUGUUUGCAUCUUUUUAUAUAGCCUUAUUUCAAACACAAUGUUUAAGUUAAGAUCCAAAAUUGAAACUUACACAGUAUAGUGUAUUCUGAGCAAAGCUUUGAACUUUCUGGAUGUCUUCAAUAUUUAGCUCUAUCUCCAAGAUGAGGUUGAACUUUUUAGAGACGCAUACUUAGAGAAUAUAUAUUAGAGUUCAGUGCUUCAGCUGGUCUCAGGCAUGGUCACUGCCAUCAAGUCUGAAUGUUAGCAGUUGAAAGUAUUGUAUUAACUCAGCAGCCUUGAGCAGCUGCUGACAGGACAGCUGUGCUGUUUUUUUGGGGUGGAUCAUCAUAGAUUCACCUUGGCUGCCAGUAAGGAGUCCUCUUUCCAUUCUAAAAGUGCAACCUUUUUCUUAUGUGUAUAUACAAUACAGUAAUUCCUCAGUUAACAUCAUUGUUGAAAAGUGGGUAUUUAAUGAUGCAUAAUGAAACCAGUGUUACUAUAAACUCAUUGGUAUAAACAAGAGUUAAGUUCCUAUGGCAUCCCAUCAGUGUUACAACGAAACUUACAUUGAUCAAAAUGACAUCAUGCAAGGACCUGCUGCAUGUUCACAGCGUGUGCAUUUAAGAAUCUUCUUAAAGGAAUUACUGAAAACUUGCCUUAUUGAGUGGCCUUCGCAUUAUAGCUUAAGAAGGCCUUUAUGAGUACAUAUCUGUGACUCAACAAAUAUUUAAUAAGGGAAGAUAGACUUAAAAUUAUAUAUGUUACUAAAAACUUUUCCUUACGGCAUUAAUCUUAGAAUGGUGAUAUCUUGGGGUAAGAAAUGAAGAAAUGAUUACCAAGGACAUUUUUAUCUGUAUAUCCUCAUACAACAUUUCUGGAGUUACCAAAAAGGUUUUUUUUUUUUUAGCUGGCUUUGGAUUUUCCCAACAAAUUAUAAGAAUCUGAUACCUAUUCUAAAAGUAGAGGUUUUAUAUGUUACUGAUACAGUUAAAGAAAAAAUUUUAAAUAUGCACAAUUAAUCACCAUAUUCUUAAAUUGCACUAAGAUGUAUUUUAGAAAAAUUUCAUGUAAUGUUAACUUAUUUCUUCAUCAUCAAAAUAAUCUUAACACUGGCCAGAUACCAUCCUAAUCUUGCUAUUUUUAAAGAAGUUUAAGAAAAAUUCUUCUAAUGUAAAUAUUUAGAUGGGAUCUGUCAUUUUUCUUUGAUACUACUGAUCUUCAGCAAGUAAAUUACAUAGUUCAAAAUACUAUAAAUGUCCCUAAGUUACAUCAGAGAACAUGUCCUGCCGUUCCUGCAUGCAGUAAGAUCCUGCCAAUCAAAAACUGUUGCAUCUGUGACUUUCAAACAACAAAAAAAAUAUUUUUUGUUGGUUUGUAAAGAGAGUUUAGAUGUCAUGUUUAAAGAAAAAAUAGAAUGUAGUGAAAUUUUAUAUAUUUAUGAACUAUUUGAAAGGCAUA